Diachasmimorpha longicaudata is the source of this 5068-nucleotide messenger RNA. RefSeq names its product Synaptotagmin beta (gene Sytbeta). The transcript has 9 exons. The record is from RefSeq and is a predicted model, not a curated record. Gene Ontology annotation, biological process: cellular response to calcium ion; regulation of dopamine secretion; calcium-ion regulated exocytosis. NCBI's taxonomy places the organism in Eukaryota, Metazoa, Arthropoda, Insecta, Hymenoptera, Braconidae. Gene Ontology annotation, cellular component: exocytic vesicle; plasma membrane. Bases 988 to 2607 code for a protein of 539 amino acids. Gene Ontology annotation, molecular function: clathrin binding; SNARE binding; calcium-dependent phospholipid binding.
CCGUGACUAUGCGCCCGACACAGGCUCCGAUAAAAAAAUUUAUACACCAUUAUUAUUAAUUAAUUGCAGUCAACGGGCAUUCGUCAGCCUCACCCAAUUGCUGCUACACCAGUACAAUCCAACGGACAAAUAUUUUCUAAACAAGCGCACAAUAGGUGUGAGAUUUUUUGAGUGAUUUUUAGUGAAAUUCUUUGAAUCGAGAAGAAAAUAAUUUUUUAAUCGUUAAAAAUAAUUACAAUAAAACGCGACAAUUUUUUUUUUCGAUCGAUUUGAACUUUAUUUGCCAAACGUUUCUUUCCUUUUCUCGAGACCGACGGUGAGAAUCAAUCGAACAGACACCCCGGGCGACGAGAAAAUGUUCCAAGUGAUGAUGCGCUAGUGACGUAAAUAUUUUUUUUUCCACGAUUUAAUCAAAGUAAUUUUCAUUUCGAUGAUGAGAUUUUUUGUUAUCACAAACUAUUGAUUAGUGUCAGUCGUUUAAUUUGUUUGUAUCGCGAAUCCACUUGUAAAAUUCACUGCUCGCCUUAUAAACAAUAAUAAUAAAUAAUAAUAAUAAUAAUAAUAACAAUAAUAAUAAUAAUACCGGAGUAAAUCGUUAAAAAAGUGAGACAAUCGUUGAAGAAUUUAGCGAGACAAUCAAUAGGUAUAAAAAUACUUGAAGAGAAAUAAAAAUUGUAAUAAAAUAAUUUUUUAAAAAUACUUAUAAAUUUAAUAAAUAAAAAUUGAAGAUAUAAUAAAAAAUUGAGGUGUGCAACAUCGAAUUUUGGCUCGUUGCCGUGUUAGAUUGAUUGAUAAUUUUCAAGUAAAAAAAAAAAAUACGAGGAUUGAGGGGUGAGAGACAGUUGGAGGUAAUUAGUGGUAUUGGACGCACUCGUCAAAGUGCCGGACAAGUUGUCAGAAGUUUUGGGGGAUGUUUUGGAGCUAGCAUGUGGUGGAGGUACCGGUGGCGGAGGGGAUAAGGCCACCGGUACAUCGAGUAGAAUAGGAAUGGUCACCGGGGUGGCGAUCAUAAGGGAUCGCUGGGUCCAGCGUGGCUCCAGGUCACCCUUGUUAUCGGCGACAACGGAUAGUGCCGACAGUACGACAUCAACCACUAGUUCAGAGGAGUUCAAUGUUGCCAAGGAGCACCACGCCAUCCAGCCGUCAUCAACAUCUUCAGGCUCUGAAGGAGGACUGCCUCACCAGAGCAGGAGCUACCCCUGCACGAUAGGGCCACCAGGGCAGGGGCCUGGAAGUAAAGUCCUGGCUCGAAACCCAUCAAUAAGUUCUCAGGGUUCCCUGGAAGGUGCAUCAGUCUCGUCAAGCCAACGUGGCUCCUCCCCGCAAAUUCGAGCAUUCGGUCCGGAUGGCCGACACCACCAUCACGAUCCUCUGCACACAGCCUCUUCCUACCCACCCAACCGGAGUUCAAGGUCACCGUCGCCAGCACGAGCUGCCUCACUAGACGCUAGAUGCAGUAGUCCAGCUACCUCCACUGGUAGUGUACAGAGUGCUACACCAUCCCCAUCGCAAAGUUCAUUAUCGUCUGUGGUAACAGUUGGCAAUUUCUCCUGUGUAACGUCUACCAUUGGGGCUGCCAAGUCGGGUAACCGGUGUCUCUCACCACUUCUCAUUCCACCACCUAGAGCAUGUCUCAGUGAUGGAGGACCAGCACCUCCAGCGUCGCCCCUGGGAUCACUGCAGCCGGAUCUUUAUCAGCGUCGGGAUGGGCCAUUAUUCCUCAGUGCACAGAGAACUGAUCAAACAACUGGAAAGAGCCUCGGACGACUCCAUUUGCGUCUGAAGUACGACUUCGACAGGUCAGAUCUUCACGUACAUCUGAUUGAGGCACACGACCUCGCGGGCACUGAUCAGGGUGGCUUCAAUGAUCCCUUUGUCAAGCUGACACUCAGUCCCGAAGUCGACAACAAGAAACGACAGACACCUAUUCAUAGGAACGAACCCAAUCCAUUGUUCGAUCAGCACUUCAAGUUUCCUGUCAGCCAUGACGAUCUUCAGGAUAAGAAGCUGGUGCUCCAGGUAUUCGAUUACGAUCGGUACUCGAGAAAUGAUGUAGUGGGGUCGGUGAGGAUAGCUAUGGAGGAGCUCGAGCUUGAUUCGUCGAGCUCGUCGAUAGAAAUUUGGGGGGAGAUUGCUGGUGAGAAGAAACCACCUGAGGAGAUCCAGGAAGUCUUGCUCUCCCUUUCGUAUUUACCCAGCGCUGAAAGGCUGACGGUGUUGAUUCUCAAGGCGAGAAAUCUGUUCUCACCUCAGAACAAAGACACUCUGGACCCAUUCGUAAAAAUCAGCCUCCUCUCCGGCGACAGACGAGUGAAGAAAAAAAAGACUGAGGUGAAGAAAGCUACGAAAUUUCCAGUCUGGAAUGAAGCCAUGGCUUUCAAUAUUCCUGCGAGUGCAUUAACUUCUUCGGCUAUUGAGGUGUGCGUGCUGGACGCGAACAGUGAGCUGAUCGGUGGCAAUGCAAUCGUGGGAUCCUGCAUCAUUGGCCCAUCGAUAGAGGGAAAUUCCUCCGGUGGAAAUGCCGAGAUGAAUCCGAGUCGCGAACACUGGACUAAAAUCACACAAUCUCCACGUAAAGGUAUCGCCAUGUGGCACACACUGCACUGAAUAAAUAUUCCAGGUGCAGGUGAACCGAACAACAAUUAAAUUUUUCAACUGUCAAUAUUUCACAGAAAAAAAAAAAUGUCUGGGUUUCAUCGAUUUUUUGUGGACAUUACAAAUUUUUUUUUAUUGUUUUGUGUCCAUUUUAUCUCUGAUUAUGUCCCAUCGUUCCCAACCCAAUACCUGUUGGUCUGAUAUCCAGAUAAUUUUUUUUGGUCAAACGUUUUUUAGAUGUAGGGGAAUGGCGGUAAGACAAAAAAAUUCAGACAUUAAUUUUUUCUGUGCAACAACAGAUGAAAUAAUCCGCAUAAUUGAAAAUAGCUCAUAAAAACAUGAGCCAGUACAAUAUGCCAUGAAUGAGGCGCCGAGGAACCGCUCAAACGUGGCACCACAAAUGAUAAAAAAUAUUGAAAAAAAGAGUAACAAAAAAUUUAUUUAUCCACUAAAUAAUGAUCUAAUGGCCUAACUGGUCGCGCUUAUUCGUAACGAUAAUAAAUACAUUUUCACCAUCGAUCGAGCCAAGCAACGCAAAAAAUGCACAAAUAUAUUUUACUCUGAUGGAAUUAUGACACUGUUAUUAUCACUCGUUAAUAACAAUGAAUUAUUUACAAGUUAAUAAAGUAUUAAAUGGUAAUGAAAGUGAAGUACUAGGAUUUUACAAAAGAUGUUUAACAUUGUUUUUCAUUCAGGGAAUUGCAUACUCAGCUCUGAAAUAUUUUUCUUCGUCAUUAUUUACAUAAUAGUCUGAAUAAUCUCGUAUUUCCGAAUGGAAAAAUUAAAUAAAAUGGAGGAUAAAAUAAGACAGCAUUUAUUAAUGUCGACUUUCAAUCUAAAAUUACUUGGAGAACUAAAAUAUGUCGUUGGCGAACGAGAGGAUUUGCGUCAAUAUAUAUAUAUUUUUCAAUUUUACAGUAACUUUUAAUUUACGUUGAAAUUAAUUUCUCUAGAAAAGUAUUUUUUCUACAUAGUUAUAAUAAAUCAAAUUAUUUGAAAAAAAUAAACCGGCUGCUCUUAAAGUCUGAUUUUUACAAGAAAAAAUCUACGAAAAAAUCACAUUAAAUUAACUGAUUGAAUGUAUACCAUUGCAAAGUACAUUUUCGACCAAUAUUCGACACGACAUAUCAACAAUGACGCUUUUUCAUUGUUUAAAUAGCUCGAUUCUCCCGCACUUUCCCCUUAAUUACCCGUUACUCUGCCUUCGAUAACAGAUAAACAAAGAGUUCGAUGAAUUAAUGCCUCCAGCGUUAUUAUUUCAAAUUCUUUGAUAAUCAUUUAUGAUGAAUAACUAUUGAAAAUUUCACUUGAGCGAUGAUAUUGAAGAAUUAAAAUGUAAACUGAAAAAAUGGAGUUUUUUUUCGAAAUUGUUGUUGAAAGAAAUAUAUAGUUCUAUGGAGAUAAUAUAACUAUUGUUAAUGAACAAGAUAACACGAAUAUAUAUCAGAAAAAAUACUUUUGAGGAGUGAAUAAAUAACGCUCAGCCAUAAGAGCAUGGUCCGAAUCGUACGCUUAUCCUAUUAUACACCUACAGUAUUUCUAUAUAUAGUUCUAUGAAGAAUUAAUAAAUUAAAAAAACAUAUACUUAUUAUAUAAAAAUAUCAAAGUAGACAUUUAUAUUAAAGAGAAAUAAUGGAGUUUAUGGAGCACAGGGGCGACGAGGUUUGAAUAAUGCAGUCCGACAAAAUGUCGACAUAAUCUCACCCUGGACUCGGUCGAUCGUUGAUUAAUUAUUCGAUGGAUGAUUAUUCGACUCCUACAAUUGCACCAGAGGUUUUCAUCGACAUUUUAUCGGACCGUAUCAUGAUUGAUAAAUCUUAAAUAAUUAACAAAUCAUGAAAACAUAUUAAUUAUACUUGUCGUGGGGAAUAAACAAUCAGUGAAAUGCUCUUGACUUGCCAAUUUGCAAUAAUUACAAUAUCGAGAGAUCAAAUAUCAACGGGACACGAGUGAAAAUCAAAUGGUUAAGUAGAUAAAUCAUAUUUUUCAAUUGAUAACAAUCGUGUUUAUCAAACUAACUGAUGUAUCUGUGUUCUAUCCUGUACUGCAUAACGUUUCGUGAUGUUCUAUUCUUGAUACUGUAAUUGUGAAUGAAAAUACCUCAACAACCGAAAAUAUUUCAAUGUAAAAAAUUGAGAUUAGGAAUUUUAAGUUGACAACGUUGACAAUUAAAGUUGAGGAUUGUUCAACAUUCUUCGAUUGACCUGAGAGAACAAGUCCCCGAUGGAAAUUAUUCACAAAAAAAUCAGCCCUGUUGUUUUCCAUUUUUGUCUCACGACUAUUGGGACAUUUUCGUCCAAAAACAUUGCGAUGUACCUAAACAAUUAUCAAAUAAUCCGUGAUUGUUCCAAAUUCGUCUUGAAAAUUAUAUACUGUAUCUUAAAUGUGAUGUGGAACCAAAUAUUUUCAUGUUAUGUAUUCUAUAUUGAUCGAUUUAUUCAAAAUAAAGGAUAAUCAUCAUAUUUACAUCAAA